This is a messenger RNA of Colius striatus (speckled mousebird), 2363 nucleotides long. It is a transcript of the gene F2RL2, whose product is annotated as coagulation factor II thrombin receptor like 2. Gene Ontology annotation, biological process: positive regulation of Rho protein signal transduction; blood coagulation; phospholipase C-activating G protein-coupled receptor signaling pathway. The record is from RefSeq and is a predicted model, not a curated record. Gene Ontology annotation, cellular component: membrane. Gene Ontology annotation, molecular function: thrombin-activated receptor activity. The coding region runs from base 168 to 1313 and encodes 381 amino acids. Lineage: Eukaryota; Metazoa; Chordata; Aves; Coliiformes; Coliidae. The transcript has 2 exons.
ACUAGCUCCUUACCAUAAACCUCAUGCCUACAGGAUGCUUCUGAAGGAUGGAUCAAUCAUUCUUUAGUCCCUCACAGAGUGGGUGAAAAAAAAAGGUCCUUGACAAAAUAUCUCGAGAUGAACUAGAACAGCAUUGUUAUUUGGCUGGUUGGAUUUCACCCACUACAAUGAAGAUACCGGUUUACACCGGACUGUUCUUUCUAACCUCCAGUCUUUUCACAACAGCUUCAGAAUUUUCGCUGAAUGGCUCUGCAAUUAAAACUGUGUCUCUCAUCAAGACUUUCCGUGGAAUUUCUGCAAGAGACUAUGAUUACAUCCCUCCUUAUGCAAUAGAAGGGGAGACAACAACCAUCCACAUCAAAGAACGAAAAUGCUCUUCAAAAAAGGCCAAUGACUCCACUUUAACACAAGUGAACAAUACCACGCUGGAGUAUCUGACUAGUUCUCUGAGCACCAAGCUAAUACCCACUGUCUAUCUCAGUGCUGUUUUAUUGGGUGUGCCUUCUAACGCUGUCAUUUUGUGGAUGCUGCUCUUCAAGAUCCGGUCUGUGUGCACUGCCAUCCUCUACACAAACUUAGCAGUUUCAGAUCUGCUCUUCUGUAUCAUACUGCCAUUUAAAAUAGCAUACCACCUCAAUGGGAACAACUGGGUUUUUGGGGAAAUGAUGUGCCGAACUACCACUGCUGUGUUUUAUGGCAACAUGUACUGCUCCAUUCUGCUGCUCACAUGCAUCAGUGUCAGCCGCUACAUGGCUAUUGUCCAUCCCUUCACCUACAAGAGUCUGCCAAAACGUGCCUACGCCAUCGCUGUCUGUGCCACUGUGUGGAUCAUCGUCUUCUUGUACAUGCUCCCACUUUGCAUAAUGCAGCAGAGCUACUACAUGAAACAACUGGACAUCUAUACUUGCCACGAUGUGCACAACACCUGUGAAAUGAUAUCUUCCUUCCAGUUCUACUACUAUGUUUCAUUAGCUGUCUUUGGGUUUUUAAUACCUCUUGCAACUAUCGUUUUCUGCUACGUCUCAAUUAUACGAACACUCAAGACUCAUGAAUGGUUCUGGUAUGUUAAAGUCAGUGUUUUGAUCCUUACCAUCUUUGUUAUUUGCUUUGUGCCAAGCAAUAUUAUGCUUAUUAUCCAUCAGGUCAACUACUACUAUUACAACACAGAUGGAUUGUAUUCUUUUUAUCUAAUUGCUUUAUGCCUUAGCAGCUUGAACAGUUGUCUUGAUCCUUUCCUUUAUUUCCUGAUGUCAAAAAUUAGAAGUCAAUCCAAUAUUUAUCUAACAAUGGUUAAAAUAUCCAGGGAAAAAUGAAGUUAGUUCUAUAUUUGUCAUCAGAAUUAUGAUUUUGUAUAGUAUUAAUCCAGACAGCAGCACACCUCAGAUGCAACAUUUAAACGUAAAAAAAAGUUAAGUGUUAAAAACCACAGUCUUGGUAAAAUUUACUUCCUUACUACACAAGAAAUAUCUUCACAAAUACACUUCAGCCCUACAGUUUUAAUCACACAUAUUGCAACAACUGCUGUACCUAGGUUCAAGGAAGUGGCUCUGCACCUCUCCUUCCAAGAAGAUCACUUUUAUUGCCAUGGAGAAGAAACCAAAGUAAAUCACCAUGGCUUCUGAACACCAGAAGAAUCAAUACCUGAAUGACUCUUUGCGGCCCAUUCAUGAUUUCCAAAUGCCUCAGAUUAGCCCUCAGCACACAGUCACUGCAGGAAUAGUGACGUGAAAACAACUUUUUGGCCUAGGGGAAAUAGGAAUAAGUAAAAGCACUUCCUGUAUGUCUGGGGUCUAUUGAGCUUUGUGCAACUCCCUUUCACAUAGCUAAAAGCAAAUGCUGCCCUGAAUGUUAGAAAUAAAGAGUCAGAGUCCCCAUAGGUUCAAGGAGCAGCAUGGCCACAGAGACAGAGCCUGACACUUGGAAGGCAGCAUGUCCUAUGAGGCUGCUUAACCAGCUUUGCACUGGAGACUUGUUCUUCCACUUCGUCAGCACCUCCACUUCUGUAGUCCAUGAGGAGCCAACCCUUAUCAGUGUGAAUCCAGGCAUGUGUUAUUCUUGCUUGGUAAGCAAAACAGGGAAGCUAUUUUGUAGUAUUCUCUAUUUCCACAUCCUCACAGGAAAUAUCUACAGCGUUACAAAUAAAGCUAGCUCUGAUUGAUUGUCCAUGUUAAUAAAGCAAAAGGUCAGCUUUUAUGUUUACAGAAACACAAAAGCUACAGACAUACUAAGUUCCUAUGGAAUGGACUCAGUGGUGGGAGUUUCUGUUUGUAACUGCUGUGUAAGAGGAUGAGAAGAAAAAAGUUUUAUGUCAGUUUGGUAAUAGUACUGUAAAAGACUUAAAUAAAAUCGUUUGCACUGGAAAA